UACAGGAAGAAAAUCCGCAUACAUCUACCACAGAAAGUGAAGCAUAUACAUCACCAUAAGAAGAUUUACAUAACGAACCACCCUGCGACCGCCCAGUAUGCGCCGGCGUACAUGCCCAGCGCUGAGGGGUCGGUAUCGGUACCGAACGUCAUGCCGUUAGUGCCAAUCAACUCCGACAUGUUCGACGAGCAGCGCCUCCCCGGGGUGUCCGCUGCUGCAGCCCAACUGCUGCCCCUCUACCACGCCCGAGGCUACUACGGACCCACUAACACUGAAAUAGAGGAGGAGGAAUUCGAAGUCCCCGACGACGAGUACAUCCCAUCCGCCUUCCCGUCCACUCCGCUUCCCCCCAGUCGCCCCAAGAGGGUUAAGAUCAUCAAAAUUAACGAGCCUCGCAAGAAAAUAGUGAAGAAAGGCAAACCCAAGCGUGGCCCCGUCCGUAAACCCGUCCCUGCAGUCAUAGAAGGUGAACACCCCGUGUCCACGUUCCACGAGCAAUUCUAUUCUGACAUCGACGGUUCCGGCACCAUAAGGAAAAUCAGGAAACCACCGCGCGUCGAAAAGAUCAUCGACGGGGACACCGAACACAUUCACACUUACAGUGAGGAACACAUCCAUAAGAUGCAAUACGAUGAUGGCAACAAAAUUGCAAGCGUCAUCGGUGUUGACCCUCUCACUGGAAUGUCAGCGAUUGGCGGGGCCCAACAGAUUAUACCUCUGAAAAAUGGGCACACGUUGGUGGCGGUGCCUGCUAAUAGUUUUGGAAGCUUGGCACCCAUCGGGCUGGGUGGACCGCAAUUCGAGUAUGCAGCCUACAAUCCUCGAGAGGUAACCCACGAUCAUAUAUUCCAUGAUCAUGGUGAAAUACCAGCAGACGUUGAAAUAAAUAAAGAAUCUCUCGGUUUACCACCCAAAGUUUCCUAUAACACUCAAGGACUACGCAUAAGCGGAGGCGUGGCUCGACCUAAACCUAAGAGUCCUCUCAAACCUAAAAAACCUGCAAAACCUGUGAUACCCACUGACUUCUCAUAUUACGAAGGUAUCUACGCACCAGUCACUAAGCCAAAGAAAUCGAGGAAUAAACUUAACGUAAACGGCUAUGACCCAGCAGAUGAUAUAGACCUAAGUAAUUUUAGACCAGUGCCAGAUUUAGGAUAUAGAGAUAAGAGAACUAAGUCUCGCAACCCUUUAGGAGUAUACUUCGGUAAAACAGGAAAUGACUUUCGGAGCCAACAGUCAAAUAACCCAGCACCAUUUUCAGUUUCAUCCACAGUAGUUCAUGACUACAAACCAAAUAGUUACACGGGUGCCGGAGCUACUAGCGCUAGCUUAGGUAAACACAAGGACUCCUUCGGAAAUUACAAGAAUUCGUACACAAACAAUUUCGAUUACGAUUCCUAUUCCCCUGGAUCAAACUUGUACACUUCCGAGGAUAAAAAUGAUGUCGGAUUUGAAACACAACAGAAAAGAGGAAAGAAGAAGUCGAUAUCUACACAGAACAUAAGUUUCGGCAACCAAGACCACAUAUCCAUAGUCGAUCAUCUAAACAAUGUUCGUGAUGAAACUAACCCGGAACCAACUGCAUUAGAUAAUAUUGAUCAGUUUGAUGAUCAAUCGGAGACGAACAUUGAUAUACUGAACCCAUCGUCACCGGCUCAUCAAUAUUAUUCUGCGAUGGCUGCCAAAGCAUUUCAAGAUCCACUAGCCAUUCCCGAAGCUUCGAACGAUAACUUUGAAUACGUGGAAGCACCGAUAUCAUCGACAACUCCGUUCACUCCGUCAGUCGCUACCACCGAAACUACGCCCGAAUCCACCUACGUCAUCGAGAUAAAACCCAGACCCAAAGACACACAUAAGACUAACAUGGAACUUGAGAAUCAAAAUAUGGAAAGACAUAAAGACACACAGGCUGUUUCUAAUGAGUUUAGGUACUCAGCCGGUCACAGCCCCGAAAGAUUGCGUUCCCACGAUCAAGACACGAGCACAGUGCGCGGAAAACUAAAAUAUGGAGAUAAAAUCUAGCAUAUUGUUAGUUUUAGUGAGUAGGUAUGCGUGAUCAUAGCUCUAUGUGUUGUGUUGCCAGUGAGAUAACUAUUUAAAUUCUUAACUUAUUUAUCCGUAGUAACCACGUAGGUGUAAAUAGAUUUGAA
This is a messenger RNA of Aricia agestis (brown argus), 2150 nucleotides long. RefSeq lists its product as uncharacterized. Bases 112 to 2022 code for a protein of 636 amino acids. The record is from RefSeq and is a predicted model, not a curated record. The transcript has a single exon. NCBI's taxonomy places the organism in Eukaryota, Metazoa, Arthropoda, Insecta, Lepidoptera, Lycaenidae.